GUCUCAGAGAGCAGUUUUGUGAAGACCCAGUAUUAGUUAAAUUUAUCGAUACCGAGCUUCCAAAAUGUUUCAAUACUACCUCAUGCAAUACACCGCCAAUUCCAAACUAUUGAUUCAUAAUACUUCGGAGUUAUAGGUAGUACGAAGCCUGCACGUGGGAAGCUCAACACCGAGCAAGUGUAAUAUUUGGAUUAUCUUCCCACUGCCUAAUUAAAGACAUGGGACUCGUAUAGAUCGCAGCUGAAGAGCCCAAAAUGAAGAGGAUUUUCACGAAAAAUGUGCCUACCUGCAGGUCCAUCUGCCGGAAGCCACAGUAGGAACCCGCACCCGGUUCCAACCUAACGGCUGGAUAGUUCGACCAAGACCUCGAGUGAGUGAUAAACAUAAUGGAAGUGAUAUUAAUAAAUAGCAGUCCCUCAUUCCUGAUACUGUCGUUGUAUAGGGUGUCUACGAAACAUCUCUGUUCUCAGCCUUACCCCCCUUCCCAGGUCAACAAUCAUGUUACGCCACCUAUUACACACCUUCGCAUUGGGGUCCGUUGCGUUAGCAACGGACGCAAAUAUCAAGGCCCUUUUUGGCCCCUACUUAUCACCUGGGUCAGAAAUAGCUACUUCAUCUGACCCUGGCUUCGUUGAUGUAGUUUCUCCUCGCUGGACAACCUGGGAGACUCCUACGUUUCAGGCCGCUAUCAAGCCGGCAAAUGAAGCAGACGUACAGAAAAUUGUUGAAAUAGCUGGGAAGAACAACAUACCGUUUCUAGCUACGCUCAACGGCCACGGGAACAAUCUCAAGUACGCCAAAUUCCAGAACGGCCUCAAUAUCAAUCUCGCAAACUUCAACUCUGUCCGAGUAGAUGCUGCAAGCAAUAGGAUGAUCGUCGGCGGAGGUGUCACAUUUGGAGACAUAUCCGAUCCUUUGGCUGCUGCCGGCAAAGAGAUCCAAACCGGGAAUGCAGUGUGUGUUGGGUUGAUCGGGGCCACUAUUGGUGGCGGCAUCGGCACCAUGCAGGGUCUACAUGGGCUGGUCCUAGAUGCUCUUGAAUCUGUCCGCAUAGUUACCGCCACCGGUCUCGUCGUUGCGUCCAAGUCAGAGAAUCCCGAUCUCUUUUGGGCGAUCCGCGGUGCUGGCGCCAAUUUCGGCGUCAUCACGUCUGCCACCUACAUAGUGCACGACGAAACUAAUAGCGGAAGAGUAACUCUGGCUGAUUUCGUCUUCCCUGUUGCGUCCAAUCGGUCGAUAUGGGAACUUCUCAAGUCAUAUGACGACCAUAUCCCCGCUCCGAUGGCCUUGAUACCAUCUAUACAGUACAACCGCACCAUUAACGAGACUUAUAUCAAUGUUGGGCUGGCCUACUAUGGUUCCCAAAGUGAGGCGCAACCGUACAUAGACCAGGUUAAUGCCCUACAUCCGGGAUCGACCACGAUCCAGAACGUGACGACGGGAGAAUUACACGAGAUCUUCUCUGAGGGAGUCUGUGACAGGGGUAAUCGCCACAAUGUGUACUCGCUCGGGCUACGGACGACCGACAGCGCCGCGCUUGAAGAGACGUUGAGCGAUUUAAUACCCUUCUUUGAGGCGCAUCCGGAUUACAGGGGGAACUUCGCCAUCCAGAGGUAUGGCAACGCGGCUAUGUUGCGGAUACCGGAUGACGAGACCGCGUACCCCUGGAGAGACAUUAGCGCGUAUCUGUAAGUCCAGCUCCGAUUUCUCGUCCAACACAAAUAUGAAAUGAGUACUAACGAUCGACAGACUAUUCGAUAGUAUCUACACUGAUCCUAGUUUAGACGCGGAUGUUGACGAGCUCUCGCGGACCGUUCGCUCCAGGUUCCAAGCCGUGAGCGGAUUUUCCCAGCCACAGGUCUACCUCAAUUACGACCAUGGCGAUGAGCCAGUAACCGAGACAUUUGGUGCAUCGAAAUUACCCAAACUCCGCUCGCUCAAACAGCAAUGGGACCCUAAACACUUGUUUGGCAUAGGCAACCCCUUCAAUUAGGAAUGCGAACGAAACCCAUGUUGAGGGGGUAACAUGUUCUGUGCAAAUAUUUCGCGAUGCGGUUGGCCGUAUCGGCCUACCUUUGGGGUUAAUGGUACCAUCAGCAGAGGCAAGGAAUACAAACUUGAAGAUAAGAUUAAUUGUACAUUAUAACAUACGAUAGACAUACCUACUUCUUAGGUACAUAAAAGUCCGUUAUUGUUUUUAUGGAAGGAAUGUUUUUGUGUAAUUCUUUGUGCAAGUCAGCGACUACUUA
Molecule: messenger RNA, 2249 nt
Organism: Hypoxylon trugodes
Lineage: Eukaryota; Fungi; Ascomycota; Sordariomycetes; Xylariales; Hypoxylaceae
Exons: 3
Coding region: 499-1692 (397 amino acids)
Molecular function (GO): FAD binding
Source: RefSeq, a predicted model, not a curated record